Messenger RNA from Camelus dromedarius (Arabian camel), 3587 nucleotides. It is a transcript of the gene CLEC2B, whose product is annotated as C-type lectin domain family 2 member B. Gene Ontology annotation, cellular component: external side of plasma membrane. The record is from RefSeq and is a predicted model, not a curated record. The transcript has 5 exons. Bases 133 to 666 code for a protein of 177 amino acids. Lineage: Eukaryota; Metazoa; Chordata; Mammalia; Artiodactyla; Camelidae.
UCGUCACAUGGCUACUUUCCUUUUGAAAAAUCUCUUUACAAUAGUCUUUUACUUCAAAGUCGUGUAACUCUAGUUUGGAGCUGUGUUGCAAAAACAACGUUUUUCACACUAACGUUAAAACUUUGAAGAGAAAUGGCAAGUAAAGCGUUAAGCAACCAGUUAGCUGCCAAAGAUGCAAAGAAGGCGGAAACUGAGAAAAAGAAGGAAGUUAUUAAGGACACAUGUAAGAAGUACGGUGCCUGUGCUUUUAUAUUAGCAAUAUCUUUAGUUGCUAAUAUUGUUUUAACUGUUCUCCAAGCUCAAGGUGCUAGGCACUAUUGCCCGGAUAAUUGGAUUGGUUCCAAUGAUAAAUGCUACUAUUUUUCUAAAGAAGAGAAAGAUUGGAAUUCUAGUAGAUACAACUGUACCUCUCAACAUGCUGACCUAGCUGAGAUCGACACUGCAGAAAAGAUGGAGUUUCUUAUGCGCUUCAAGUGCAGUUGGGAUCACUGGAUUGGGCAAGUUAAGAAGGAAAUUCAAACAGGACAGUCGAUUGAUGGAACUGUAUUUAAGAAUUGGGAUCUUGCGACAAGAAAUGAAGUAUGUAAUUACCUUAAUGAAAAUGGUCUUGCAACAGCUAGAUGUUACACAGAGAGGAAAUGGAUUUGCCAGAAGAAAAUGGACUGAAUAAGAAUGGACUGAAAACUAUGAGUAAGAUGGUUUUAAAUAUCUGCAUCCUUUUUUCCUUUCUCUUUGAACAAUUUUCAACAUUUCUUUGCUUUACUAUUAUAGCCUAAUAAUAUAUCUCGAUGAUUCUUAAAGCAAUUUCCUUAUUAUGUUUUUACUUUUCAAAUGGCCCGAAUCUUUUCUUUUCUAUAUCAAUUUUAGAAGGGUCUGGUAAUUUCACAGUCUCUAUAGGUCAGUUUGGGUACUGUUGUGUUUAUAUAUUAUUUUCUUAUUUAUUUGUAUGUCUUGCAUUGAUUUUUGUCUUCUAAUUUACAGGUUUUCUAAACAGUUACUACAUAUUAUUUAUCAUAUGUGUCCCUGCUAUACAUGUCUAAUGUUUUGGCUGUUGCAACAAUGUAAUUUUAUUAUAUUUCUAUAUAGAAAUGCAACUGUUUUGGGCAUUCUUGUCCUGUUCAACAUACAUUUUGAAAAUUCUUAAUUUUGAAUGAUUUAUGGAUUCAUUUAAAUAUUAUAAAACACAGCAUUUAGUAAUAGUCAUUUUUAUUUUUUUCCUGCCUUAUAUAACAACUACUUAUUUCUAGUCUAAUUAAAAUGGAUAGGACUGCCAGGACAAUAUUCAUGGUAAAUAUUCUAGACUCGUUCCACAUUUUAAAGAAAAUGCUUCUAAUAUCUCAACAUUAGUAGUGUUGUGUCUAGUUUUUUAUAUCUUUUCUUUUUAAAGUUAAGGCAUUUCUUUUCUGCUAUUUUCUAAGAGAAUUUUUUUUUGUAGGAGGAGAUUGUCCAUUUUAUUAAAUGUGCUUUUCCUUCCAGCACCUAUUUCGUCUUCCUUAAUCUUUUAAUGUAGUAAAUGACAUAACUUUCUAUUGUUAAAGAACUACUUUGCAUUCCUAGAUAAAAUUCAACUUGGUCAUGAUGUGAUGUCACACUUAAUCUAGAUAGAUUAAUUCUGAUCUUUGUUUUUUAAUGUUCUUACUUUUAAAAUCAUGAGUGUGAUUACCCAUUUCUAUUGUCCAGUUACUUAGACAUUUAGAGCCUUUACCGCCUUUGUAAAACUUUCCCAAGGAAAGCAGGGAUUAUGUUUUAAAUAAUUCGGUGAAGACACGGUCGGAAGAUGUGUUGCUUUCCAGUUACGCUAUAAAAUUGUGAAUGAUAAGAGCGAUCUCAUAUGGUAUUUUUCUUUCUGUUUCUGGCUUUCUCCAGGAGCAUCCAUGUUGCUGCAAAUGGCAUUAUGUUGUUGGUUUUUAUGGCUGACUGCAAUCUAAACAAACAAACAAAUAAACAAACAAACAAACAACAAAGCAUAAAUACAAAACAGAAAUAGACUCAUAGACAUAGAAUACAAACUUGUGGUUGCCAAGGGGGUGGGAGGUGGGGAGGGAUAGACUGGAAUUUAAAAAUUGUAGAAUAGAUAAACAAGAUUAUACUGUAUAGCACAGGGAAAUAUAUACAAGAUCUUAUGGUAGCUCACAGAGAAAAAAAUGUGACAAUGAAUAUAUAUAUGUUCGUGUAUAACUGAAAAAUUGUGCUCUACACUGGAAUUUGACACAACAUUGUAAAAUUAUUAUAAAUCAAUAAAAAAUGUUAAAAAUAAAUAAAUAGAUAAAACUGUGAAUGGUAAAUUUAACGUGUCUAGACAAUUAAGUAUGAUUCACAUUUUUCUGUGUAUUUUUUUUUAUUACAUUUGCAUCUGUGAUCUUUGGUGAAGAACACUAGCAACUUUUGAGAGAGUCGCUGGAAAAGAAUAUUCUUGUAUAUCAUGUUGUAUUGAUGUAACUAGCAUCAAAUAAUGGUGCUGGGGAGCUGCAAACUCAAAAAGAUUCAUGUUGCUUCAAUUAAAAAACAGAUUUCUAAUUUUCUCAUGGUGUGAGAAAUGGAAUUAGGAAAGACACAUUUGGCAAUAAAGGAGGCAGAGAUGGUCUCUGCCUCUGAAGGAAGAAAGGGUGUGUGGGCUACAAACAACCUGCACGUACCCUCACUGGACAAUAAGCAAAUAUAGAAUCACUCCCCUCUUUCCAUUAUUCUGAAUCGUUAUUGAUUGAUAAAUAAUAACACUUCUCAUGGUUUCAUGAAAUCUGCAAUGCACUUUAAUCAAAGUGUUUGUUUAAACAAAGACCCUGCAAAAAAUGUUUGCCCAGGAUCUGUCAAAUAUAUAUAUACAUACAUACACAUUCUGAUUUCUGUAUUUUAACAUUCAUAAGAAUUAAUUUCAAAAUUGUAACUCUGAAUGUGAAAUUAAAUAAAAUAUUACAGUAGAAAGUCUAGAGUAAUAUCUUCAUAUCUUUAAAAUACAAUUUUACAAAACCAAUACCCAGCAGUCAGUAAUUACACAGGGUCUUUGCAGUUAAGGGUCAAUUACAAUUUUAUUUAGUUUUAACACUUACACAUGUAUGAUAUGAAAAAGUAUACAGUCUAUUCCACGCGAUAGAAGUGAUUUUUGUAAACUUUCAGGCAUACAUAGGUGUAAUAAAGUUUCCUUUCUUCUGUCUUCUGGAUUAAAUUAUGAGCCUGGAAGGAUAUGUUGAAAUCCUUACCCCAGGGCUUCAGACUGUGACCUAACUUGGAAAUAUAAACCACCGCGCUAAACUUAAUAGUUAAGAUAAAAUCAUUUCGAUGAGCCUUAAUCUCUUUAUGACUAGUGUUGCUAUGAGAAGAAAUUUGGAUUCAGUGACAGACACUAACAAAGGGAACACUAUGAAGACAAAAUGGGGAAAGGACAGCUGUGUGACUGAAGUGGUGUGUCUACGCGCCGAGGAACGCUAAGGAUUGCCGCCAGCCUUUGCCAGGUGCUACAAGAGACAAGAAAGGACAAGAAAGUCUUCUCCUCUAGGACCGUCUGCCAAAGCAUGACCCAACAGACGCAUUGACCUUGGGCUUCUAGUCUUCAAAACUGUGAGACAAUAAACCUCUGUUGUUCUAAAUCA